AUGCGUCGUUUACUCGUCGCUUCGAUCGCUGCACUCGGCCUCGCCGGUGCAUUUGCCCAUUCCGGCGGCAAUGACAACCUAAUUCGUCGUCGCAAGACCCUCGGGUUUGGCCCUGUUCAUCCGCACGCUGUCUACCACGCGGAACCUGCCUAUUCAUCCAGCAGCUUCGUAGGCGCGAACAGUGACCCCUAUGAGGUUGCGCAGCGCUUCGUCGAAGAGAUCACCCGUGACUCAUCACCCGCAAGCUCGUUCGUGAUCCGCAAGGACUCAUACACCGACAAGAGCACGGGCGUCACACAUAUUUAUGUCCGCCAGUACAUGCACGGCAUUGAGGUUGCAGACGGUGAUAUCAACCUCAACGUGAAGGACGGCGUCGUUCUGUCAUAUGGUGACUCGUUCUACCGCGGUGCUGAGCAAGAUCCGUUCAUCCCUGCCCUCGCUAGAGGUCUUCCUGAUGUCCACACCGAGCAUUGUGUCAGCCUUUUCAACGAGCUCGAGACGCGGGCAAUCCAGAUCGAGGAGCUGGUAACAAAUGAGGAGUUGUACAGCACGCAGGGUGAUCAGGUUGCGCUCGGUCGCUCUGAUCCUUCCGCCAUUGCCGAUGAAGUUUAUGGUGACCUUCCGUACUUGUUUGACUGGAACUGCGCACACGUCCAGACUCCCUUUGUGAUGUCGUACCACCCUGCGUUUUCUGGUCAGGAGGACUCGUUUGGCGACCCCACUCGGGCUCUGCUACAGUUCAUGAUCGCAGCGACGCCGAAUGAGAAGCUCGCGCAGAAGCUGCAGGUCAACCCAUCUGAGUACCUCGACAAGAUGCAGUCGACUUGGGAGACGCACUUUGUCGGUGGUCACGGUACCAUCUCGGCUACGGUUGACAACGUCCCUGAUGCCGUCAGUCCUGUCAAGGCCAAGGCGGCCUUUGUGCAGGUCCCUAACGGCGAUUCGACUUCUCUCGAGCUCGUGUGGAAGUUCGAGGUCGAGAUGGAGGACAACUGGUACGAGGCUGCUGUGUCCGCUGCGCUCCCCCACCGCAUCGUCUCCGUUGUCGACUGGGCGUCCGACUCUCCGAUGCCCGUCGCCCCGAUUCCGCCAACCGAGCACAAGCCCGGGCUCUAUAAAGUCUUUGCCUGGGGCGUCAACGACCCGACUGUCGGCAACCGCUCAGAUGAGAAGGAGAACUUUGAUCGCGCUGCGAGUCCCGCGGGCUGGCACUCACUUCCGUAUGCGAACGACCCACUGAUGCUUGCGACUCGGGUCAAGAGUGGACCGAAGGGCGAGACGUUCCGCAACACAACCACGACGUGGGGUAACAACGUGUUUGCACACGAGAACUGGGAUGGCCGCAACGACUGGAUGUACAACUACCGACCUGACGCUGGCAAGGAGAUGGUGUUCGACUACCCUUACGACCCGCAGGUGACGGACCGUACGGAUGCGCUGGACGAGGCGAAGAAGCAUAUCAAUGCGACGGUCACGCAGUUGUUUUACACGGCGAACCUAAUUCACGAUCUUUACUACCGCUACGGUUUCGACGAGGUCUCGGGCAACUUCCAGCAGCACAACUUUGGUCGCGGUGGAGAAGAGAACGAUGCUGUCAUCACGAAUGCGCAGGACGGUAGCGGAUACAACAACGCGAACUUCAUGACGCCUCCUGACGGCCAGAACGGCCGCUGCAGGAUGUACCUCUGGAAUACCGCCAUGCCGUACCGUGACGGCGACAUGGAGGCGGGCAUUGUCAUUCACGAGUACAGCCACGGUCUUAGCACUCGUCUGACUGGCGGUCCCGCCAACUCUGGCUGUCUCGGCUGGGGCGAGUCCGGCGGUAUGGGCGAGGGCUGGGGCGACUUCCUCGCGACGACGAUCCGGAGCACGAAGAAGUACUCGGACUACGCGAUGGGUGCGUGGGCGGCAAACCGGCCGACCGGCAUUCGGAACUACAUGUACUCGCUGAACACGACAAUCAACCCUUCCACGUACAAGACGCUGGACAAGCCGGGCUACUGGGGUGUGCACGCGAUCGGUGAGGUGUGGGCAGAGCUCCUGUGGGUUGUCUCGCAGCGCCUCAUCAGCAAAUACGGUUUCGUCGACACGCUGUUCCCGCCCGAGCCGCUCGAGAACGGCACCAUCCCCGAGGGCGACUUCUACCGCCCAGCCGAGUUCACGGAGGCGGGCGUGCGCAAGCCCCUGAUCCCCAAGCACGGCAACUCGUUGAUUGUGCAGCUCGUGAUCAACGCGAUGAAGCUACAGCCAUGUCGGCCGUCGUUCUUCGAUGCUCGUGACGCUAUCAUCUCUGCCGACCAGAUCCUGACUGGCGGCGAGAACCAUUGUGACCUGUGGGUUGCGUUUGCUGAGCGCGGGCUUGGUCCUGAUGCAUCGGUUGAGGGCCGUACGCCGUGGGGUGGAGGAGUCCGCACUAACGACUUCGACGUCCCUACGAAGUGCAAGUCUUCGCAGUAG
Molecule: messenger RNA, 2457 nt
Organism: Postia placenta MAD-698-R-SB12
Lineage: Eukaryota; Fungi; Basidiomycota; Agaricomycetes; Polyporales; Adustoporiaceae
Exons: 5
Coding region: 1-2457 (818 amino acids)
Molecular function (GO): zinc ion binding; metalloendopeptidase activity
Source: RefSeq, a predicted model, not a curated record